AAGUACCCGAACAAGUCUCAUUCUCGUCCAAUUUACAUCCCUCGAACUUACCCUCCUGUCGUUCCAUCGGGGUCAGGGGAGGGAUGGGUGUCAUCCUUUUCUCCUCGAAACCAGAAAUGGUAGAAAUGUGACUGAAAAUUUUUCUGUAUUUGGUUCUCGAAAUGGGAAAGCACGUCAUUGUAGCUGUAGAGAGUAGCUGUCUAGUAGCACGCUUUUGAGCAACUUCAAACGGACCGAUGGUUAGCUACCUGCAAUACAAUUUCCGUUUCUGUGCUCUAUCAUAUGGGGCAGAGAGAGGAGUAAGCCAUUUCUUCUCAUGUGUGAGAAAAUAUCGAACUUUCAGAGAGGAUGAAGAAAGCCAAACUGUCGACAAGGAGGCCAAGAAGCACCAGACAGAGACGUGGACAACCGUCCAUGAUCGGUGGUGUUCAAGGCAAUGAAGAGGAGGAGGACCCGAUUAAGAAAGAGGAAACACCAUCACCAUCGCCGCCUCCUUCUCCGGUAUUUUUUGUAGGUCCAUGGGGUCCCGGGACCCGUGGGACCCUUAGUGGGUCCGCCACUGAGCACAAGUAACUGGAUUGCCUUCUCAGGUACUGCAAUCAAGCUUGCUACUUUGUUUUGCCUUUAGUGGGAUAGUGUUGUAAUACUAUGAAAUGUUCUAUAUGAUACAUAAAACUACCUCUUGUUCGAAUAUAGGGACCCCAUUUUGAAUAUCCUGUGUCUUCUGUUUGAUCACUAUUUACUUUUUUUUAAUGUCUAAUUUUCUAAAAGGAGGCUUGAGGCACCGGUCACGGUGUUGUCGUGUGACCAAGAGGUCACAAAUUUAACUCUUCUUGAGAGCUGCCUCUUGUCAAAAUGACAUGAGAAGGCUUGCCUCUUAUACACCCUUGUUGGGACCCUUUCCUGGACUCUCGCCUUGGAGGGAUGCCAAUGUGCAUUGAGCUUCCCUUUUUGUAUUCUCUAACUUUUUGCAUCAAAAUUGUUGGCAUGUUUGCGACUCAAUAGAACUUUUAUUCUAGAGAUAAGGGUCAGAUUGAUCCUCGAAGUUGGUAAAAAAGGAUCAAAUAAGUCUAUAUAUAAGAGACUCUGUCUGGCCGUUGCCUUUCGGGGCGGUUCCCGGUGGAAUUUUUUGAUGAAAUUUUUUGAGCAUCUUAUUCAUUAAGUCUAGUUUACUCAUACCAAAUUUCACCUAAAACUUCAAUCGAGAAGGCAUUCAAACGAAGUCUUUAAGAUAACUGCGCAGUUACCUUCAAGAAUUCAUUUGAAUGUCUUCCCAAUUGAAGUUUUAGCUGAAAUUUGGUAUGAGUAAACUAGACUUAAUGAAUAAGAUGCUCAAAAACUAUCAUAAAAAAUUCCAUCGGGAAUCUCCCCAAAUGGCGACGGCCAGACAGUAAGGACUCUUUUAUUGUAUUUUCUUAAUAUUUAAAUUUUAAUUAUUGAUAACAAUACAUUUAUUAUAACUGCAUUCUAAUUUUGUAAUCUAAAAUAGGAUAUACACAUAAAUUGGGCCAGAGUGGGUAUUUAAUAGUUUAUAUCAAUAAUAUUUGGUCCGAAACACUUAUAUUCUAAAAUAAUACUACCUCCAUUUUUAUUAAUGGCAAAAAUUGUUUUUUUGCAAUGUUCGCAUGAUUUUUAUAGUAUAUUAAGGAGUACUUUUUAAUUCAUUGAGAAAUGAUAUUAAGAAAUAGUAUUACUAAAUCUGUAUCAAUGUAAAUUUCCAAAAUAUCAUCUUUUUAGUCAAGUAUAUUAAUUAUCAAAGUUAUGAAGUGAGGAUGGCGAGGAAGAAAGAUUAAUGAAAAUUAGUGGUCAAAGUGAGUGGAUGAUGACUUAAAAAAGUCAAAUUGGGACGUAUGGAAGGUAUUCUUUUCCAACAUUCAAAUUUCGGUUUUUCAAGAAUGCCCAGGGCCUGCUGGCUAUAGAAUAUGUGAAUGCCUCCAACAUGCCUAGUGAAUUUGCAAAUGCCUAUGAAGUGAAUCAUCCAACAAGUAAUUCUACUGCCAGUGAACAAAAACCCAACACUGACGAGAGAGCUACUGCUUCUGCUACUGUUCAUCCAACCCGAUCUGAAACUCUUCACCUCACAGAGAUACUGCUUGCCGGAGCUGAUGAUGAUAUGGACGAUGCAAUCUCAACCCAAAAUUCUUUGACAGAAAAUGUUGGUGGAUAUAAAGUGAGGGUGGAAAUUGCACCUCUUGCCAAGCAAAUCUUUACGAGAUAUGGUGAUAUUGUGAAAGAAAGCAUAUUCAAAUCAGUUGAGUAUCGUUCUUCGGUGCUGGAGACGGUUUGCAACAUUUGUCAAAGAUUGAGGUCAACAAAAUUUCCAGAUCUGACGUGUCAGGAGCUUCAAUCCAUGCUCAAUGUUGGUAAUGAUCUUGAACCUGUCAAGGUAGACAUCGGAUGGCUUCAUGGCCGGUUGAAGGAAACUUUUGAAGCAAAAGAGUUCAAGAAAGGUUUCCCCAGCCUAGUGGAAUCAAGGACCAAGACUCUCCAAGGGAUUGAAGAAACGAAGAAAACAUGGGCGGACACCAAAGAGGAAUAUGAAGCUUGCAUGGAGAGAUGCCGAAUACUCCAAGAGAGACUCAAGAAGCUUGAAGAUGAUGUUGGCACUGCACAUGUUCAGAUGGAGGAAAUCAAUGCAAGUUAUUCAAAUACCAAGGAGAAACUGAGAUGUUUCUACACGCGUUCUCUGCUGCAUGGCAUUCUUUGAUCUUCACUGUUAAAGACUUUUAUGUAACAUUCCAAUCUUCCCUUCAGAUAUUAUGAACCACUUUCCUGGAUAUCAGUCAUGCACUUGGUAAGCAAUUUGCAAUAUCAUGCUAACAUGCAGAUGAGCCAUUGGGCUACUUGCCUGCUUCUAAAUUCAUGAAUUGGCUAAUGUCUUUUUUCUAUAAUCA
This is a messenger RNA of Cuscuta europaea, 2894 nucleotides long. The record is from the annotation of a GenBank genome assembly. Lineage: Eukaryota; Viridiplantae; Streptophyta; Magnoliopsida; Solanales; Convolvulaceae.